AUGAAUGCUGGCAGAAGGCAAUGGAGGAAGAACUUUAGGCUCUUAAAGAAAAUGACACAUGGGAUAUUGUUUCAUGUCCUUCAAAUGUCCAUCCAAUUGGAUGUAAAUGGGCUUAUUCAAUUAAACUUCAUUCUGAUGGAACUCUUGAUCGGUACAAAGCUUGGUCUUCAGGAUUCUUCCUCUGUGGAUACUCCAUUAGAAUUGAAUGUAAAGUAUCGCCGGGAGGAAGGCAAUCUUCCAGAUCCAACUAUAUUUUGGCAUUUAUUAGUUGGGAGCUCAAAUUACCUUACUAUUACCAAGCCUGAUAUCACUUUUGCAGUUCCACAAGUUAGUUCAUGCAAGCUCCCUGUCAUCUUCGUUUGUGAUUCUGAUUGGGCGGGAUGUUCUGACACUCGUCGUUCGGUUACUAGUUGGUGCAUGUUUCUUGGAGUGUCUUUGAUAUCUUGGAAAAGAAAAAAGCAAAACCACGUGUCAAAAUCUUCAACAGAGGCUGAAUAUCAAGCAAUGUCUACUGCUUGCUCCGAGAUUGUGUGGCUUCGUGGACUACUUGCUGAGAUUGGAUUUCCUCAAUCUAAUCCUACUACUCCUCUCCAUGCUGACAAUACAAGUGCUAUUCAGAUUGCUACUAAUUUAGUUUAUCAUGAGCGGACCAAACACAUCGAAGUAGACUGUCAUUAUUUACGAGAAGCUGUAGAUAAAGGUGUCAUUACUCUUCCGCACGUGUCCAAUGAUCUUCAAAUAGCUGAUGCAUUUACAAAAUCAAUGGCACGACAACAACAUCAGCUUCUCAUCGGCAAAUUGAUGCUUUUUGAUCUACCAGCAUCAAUUUGA
This is a messenger RNA of Capsicum annuum, 831 nucleotides long. RefSeq lists its product as uncharacterized. The record is from RefSeq and is a predicted model, not a curated record. The coding region runs from base 1 to 831 and encodes 276 amino acids. The transcript has 3 exons. NCBI's taxonomy places the organism in Eukaryota, Viridiplantae, Streptophyta, Magnoliopsida, Solanales, Solanaceae.